Pelodiscus sinensis (Chinese soft-shelled turtle) is the source of this 1011-nucleotide messenger RNA. The record is from RefSeq and is a predicted model, not a curated record. Lineage: Eukaryota; Metazoa; Chordata; Testudines; Trionychidae.
GCCAACGUCCCACACAUGGGAGACCUGUGCGAUAUCGCAACCGUGACCCACGCCUUCCGCCUCCUGACGUGCCCAGACCGCAAAGUGCGGACCAUCGCGAACGCCACCCUGAAAGAGACCGUCGGCAAGCGCGCCGCCAGGGCCCCCGCUCCGCAGGACACCAUCGCCUUCCUCAACGGUUCCCUUGAGAACGACCUAGGAAGGCAAGGGGGAGAAAUGUCCUCCCUCUGGUCCCGCGCCGCCACCUGCCGCCUGGGGAAGAGGAUCGGCUGCCGCUGGACCUGGGCAGAGGAACGAGGCGAGAUGGGCAUCCUGAUCCCGCGCGGAAACUCAGACCAGAACACCGUCGUCACGCCGCCCGCCCGUAAGAUGCUGGAGAGAGUCCUAAAAUCCACCCUCCGCUGCCUCUACGCCGAGAACCUGAAAAAGAAACCAGACCAGGGCAAGGUGUUUGAGGUAUCCAGCAAGUGGACCGCCAGCAACCACUUCCUUUCCGGGAGGAGCUUCACCCGCUUCAUCGACUGGCGCUUCGUCCACAGGGCCCGCCUCAACUGCGUCCCCCUCAACGAAGCCGCCCGCUUCGGCAACCGGGACAAGCGCUGCAGACGCUGCGGCUAUGAGAACGAGACCCUGCCCCACGUCCUCUGCGGCUGCGAAACACACUCGGGGGCCUGGUUACUGCGCCACAACGCCAUCCAGGACCGCGUCGUCAAGGCCCUGCCUCCGACCUUGGGCACCGUCGUGGAGGACUCUGUCGUCCUGGGCACAAACAGCCUCCUCCGACCGGACAUCGUCAUCACCAACGAGGAGGUGAAAAAGAUCAUCAUGGUGGACGUGUCCGUCCCCUUUGAGAACCAGUCGGCGGCGUUUCAGGCAGCCCGUCUCUGGAAGAUCGUCAAAUACACACCACUGGCGGACACCCUGAGGGGUUAUUCGGGGGGUCGUGGGACCCCCAGAACGAGCUGGUGCUGGAAGCUUACGGCAUCGGGAAGAAGUACACCGGCCUCAUGA